UUUAAACCUUGUGCCAUGUGCGACCAUGUGCGAUCUUUUCAUGCUGCAGCUAGUUGUUGUUUUUCUGUUCAAAACGCCACAUUAAGUAGUUUUUGCUACAACGUUGCCAUCUGUUAGUGUUUUGCAUAUAAAUGCAGCAGUAAUUAGUUUGUUACUGUUAUAGAAAAGUCAGAUUGGUAACUAAUUGGCACAAGUGCAUGGUAGGCGUGUAUGCAGUUCUUGGAGUACUUGUAUUUUAGUUAUUUUGCGAGCCCUCAAUGAUGAAACGCCGAGCCUCGAAAAAACUUGUUAAAUCCGUUCAGUGUAAAGUCUAAAGUUUAGAUAUCUUUGAACUAUGAGGUUAGUUUGAGGCUCCUCCUCUUCUCUGAUUUCUGUGUAAUGUGUUCUAAUAUCUGACGGUACAAUAUGCAAAAACAGGCCAGAAUUUAAAUGCUUCACAACUUAAGUGAGAAAAAUCAGGUUUUUAGAAGAUCUUCUGUAUCAAGUGUUUGCUGACAGUAAUCUGUACAUCCAGUGGAUUUUAGUAUAAAUGGAUUAUUGCUAGAUAAUUCUGCAUGCAUAUCAAAGUCAUCAAACGCUGUUUGCAUGUUGCAGUUUACAAUACAACUUGCUAUACUAAUGGCAACAUUACACCUUCAGUUUCUUUCCAUAUUCCACUGUCUGUGUAUGUGAUCCAUUCACACAAUCCAUAAAUCAUGGCCCUGGCUGGGGUUAGAGUUAUCGAGUUGGCAGGUCUGGCUCCAGCACCGUUCUGUGGCAUGAUCCUGGCAGAUUUUGGAGCCAAGGUGAUCCGUGUGGACCGCACUAAGGCUGGCAUGUCUGUGGACACCCAAGCGCGGGGAAAACGCUCUGUGGCCAUCAACCUGAAGACGGCAGAGGGUGUGGCUGUACUCAGGAGGCUCUGCAUCGAGUCCGACGUGGUGCUUGAGCCCUACCGUAAAGGUGUGAUGGAAAAACUGGGACUCGGUCCACACGAGCUGUUAAUGGAAAAUCCACGUCUCAUCUACGCUCGUCUGACAGGCUACGGCCAGAGUGGGCCUUACGCCCCCGCAGCGGGGCAUGACAUCAACUACCUCGCCAUGUCGGGUCUUUUAUCCCGGCUGGGUCGAAGUGGAGAGAAGCCCUACGCUCCAAUGAAUCUUUUAGCAGACUUUGCUGGUGGUGGUCUGACCUGUGCGCUGGGGGUAGUUUUGGCGCUGCUGGAGCGGACAAAGUCAGGAAAAGGACAGAUCAUUGAUGCUAGCAUGGUAGAGGGAGCAGCAUAUACGGGUUCAUUUGUGUGGAAAUCUCGUCGCAUUGGCCUGUGGGAUCGUGCUAGAGGAGAGAACAUGUUGGACAGUGGAGCGCCUUUCUACGAUACUUACAAGACUUUGGAUGGAAAGUACAUGGCUGUGGGCGCAAUAGAACCGCAGUUCUACAAACAACUACUAAAGGGCUUGGACUUGGACGCUGGAGCGUUGCCUCCUCAGAUGAGCUUCAGUGACUGGCCGGAGCUGAGACGGAUCUUCACAGAGAGUUUUGCCUCAAAGACGCAAGCAGACUGGUCUAGGAUUUUUGAUGGCACUGAUGCCUGUGUGACACCUGUGUUGUCUUUCGAUGAGGUGAGCUCACACCCCCACAACCAGGAAAGAGGCUCUUUCAUGAAAGACUCCAGUGGGGAGGAGAGCCCUCGGCCAGCCCCGGUUCUGUCUCGGACUCCUGCGGAGCCUUGCCUCACUUCCGACCCCGCUGUUGGACAACACACAGUUGAGGUCCUGGAGGAGUAUGGCUUUACUAAAGCAGAGAUAGACAAGAUGUUAGCAGCAGGUGUCUUAGAGUGUAAUGCUGUGAAGGCAAAGUUGUAAAGGAAGAGGAAUUUGAAAAAAAAUCAGUUAUGUGGACAAAUUGGAAAAAUGUGUUCUAUUUGGGGAAAAAAACGCAAUGGACAUUUGAGUGAUUUACAGUAAGAUUUGCCAUUCAGUUAAUUUCUUUUUAAUAUUAGAGUCUUAAUUCGAAGGGAAGGGAAGGCUUCAUUUUGUUCCUGAGGUAGAAAUUCAAGCUCAUGUCUAAACUGUUUCUAAAUUGGGCAUAUUUAGGGCUUCACUUCAUUAUCAGGGUGCAUGGAUGCGUUUGGGAUUUUGUGUCUUUAUUGCUCCCUGAGUCUGUGUGAAAAGUCUUGAGAAGCACAAAUAUUCUUUAAAUGACUCUCCUCAUGGGUUUUAAAUGAUCUAGUGCAUGGUCAAAAUAUGCCACAAGCAAUUUGUGUGCACAGUCUAAAAGCUCACCAAGAUAAUAGAACUGUUUGUUUUUGCUUAUCCACUAGUGGCUGUAAUUUUGUCCUCUCAUUCCUAAUCUCCACUAAAUCUAACUGUGUUGUUCUCUUAAAUUUCACUCACAGCUUUGUUGGGUUUCAUUGUCCAAUGAAAAACCUUUCAGAGGCUGAAAACAUGCAAGUUAAAUUGGGAUCAUUGCAACAGUGGAUUGAAAACAGGCUGUUCUGUCUAUCUUUCAUAGUUUGGAAAGGCUGAAAGGCAAUGACUUGAAUAGAGUUAGAGAAAUCAUCCUUUCUAUUGAUCUAUUAAUCCAUGUGUGUUUCUCAUGUGGGUAAUUUAUAAUGCUUGGGAGUAUCAAAUGCAUUAAAAAUAUAUACACACAAUAAGAAACACAUCCAUUGUCUAUACCUGCUUAUUCCAAUACAGCGUAGCACAACAGCUACAGUAAGAAAUUACUUCUCAGUUUCCAAUAAUAGCAGGAUUUAAAUUGUUUGUGUUUAAUAUGCCUAGGCAAACCACCUUUUUGUUCAAAUAUACCUUUUUGUGCCUUUAGACUUUCUAAUACAAUCCAAGCACAGAUGCUGUCACUAUUACUACUGACUGUGUUUACUUUGACUGAAGAUUGUUUUGAUGAAACAGAUUCGACACUAUUAGUGUGUGUGAGCUGCUAUAAACUUUUUCAUUUGA
Molecule: messenger RNA, 2939 nt
Organism: Melanotaenia boesemani (Boeseman's rainbowfish)
Lineage: Eukaryota; Metazoa; Chordata; Actinopteri; Atheriniformes; Melanotaeniidae
Gene: amacr
Product: alpha-methylacyl-CoA racemase
Exons: 6
Coding region: 696-1844 (382 amino acids)
Biological process (GO): bile acid metabolic process
Cellular component (GO): mitochondrion
Molecular function (GO): alpha-methylacyl-CoA racemase activity
Source: RefSeq, a predicted model, not a curated record